AUGGCCGCCUUUCAACACUUCGCGGGCGCUCAGUCCAAGUUCGACAUCCCUCUCCUGGCCGGAGACAACGCCUACCUCGGCGACGUCUUCUCCAGCGACCAAACAAACCCCGAGAAGCCCACAUCAGCCGGUCUCUUCCGCCUCAAGAAGGGCGAGCCCCUCACCUACACAUACAAGUACGACGAGAUGAAGAUCAUCCUCGAGGGCGACUACACGAUAGCCGACUCAACCGGCCAGAAGACCGAGGCCAAGCCCGGCGACGUUUUCUUCUUCCCCGCCGGCUCUACCAUCACCUUCACAACCACCGACUACGGCCUGGCGUUCUACGUUGGCCAGCGCAAGAAGAACGAUUUCUAA
This is a messenger RNA of Colletotrichum karsti, 357 nucleotides long. RefSeq names its product ethanolamine utilization protein. The transcript has a single exon. The coding region runs from base 1 to 357 and encodes 118 amino acids. The record is from RefSeq and is a predicted model, not a curated record. NCBI's taxonomy places the organism in Eukaryota, Fungi, Ascomycota, Sordariomycetes, Glomerellales, Glomerellaceae.